AUGAAAUCCGAGAAGAAAUGUAUCGACGAUUUUCUCACUUUGGGACGAUACGGAUUCAUCACUAUUUUACUGAUUGAGCUUGUCAUGAUCAUUGUUUGUGGCAAUUUUCUGUUUAUGGUUUUUGGAGGAGCUGAUGUGAAAAUCACUCAAUGUGACACCGAAAUCCCUUCCAACUUCACCAACUCUUCUACUGACUUUUGCGCAAGUUUUGAGCAACAACAGUGCACCAGUUUGACGCUAGAUUAUGAAUUCUACUCGAUAAAUGCUGAGUGGUUGUUGAUCUGUGAUGAGGGCCAACUCGUCAAACAAAGCACAUCUUAUCAAAUGCUUGGCCUCAUCAUUGGCUCUGUAUUCUGGGGUAGAAUCGCGGACUUGUACGGAAGAAAAGUGCCAAUGAUCAUUUGUUUAAUCUUUUGUGGAAGCUUUGGUUUUGCGUCGGCUUUCUCUCCAAAUCUCAUCGUGUUUACCGCGUUGCGCACGAUUGUCUCAUUCUUCACUAUUGGAGCAGGAGUCAUUGCAAACACUUUCUACGGAGAGCUCCUUCCAUCGAAACAUCGUCUCUGGCUCGCGUUUUUGCUCAGCUGGUCACCGAAUUUUGUUAUUGUGGCGGCGAUUGCCUAUUUCACUCAAACAUGGCGCCUCUUGAUCGUGUUCAUCAGCUCGAUUUCCGUACCUGCAACCUUGUUGAUUUGGUACAUGAGUGAAACCCCGCAUUUUUUGAUGAGACGCGGGAAGCUGACCAAAGCAAUCUUAACAAUUCAGAGAUUUUACAGGAUUGAUGGAAAAGAGGUCGACAUGGUCAAGUUGAAAGAAGUUUUUUUCGAGGAGCAAAAGAUGGAUAUGGAAAACAAUGAGAAAUCCUACUCGUUCCUUCAUCUUUUCUGUACACCGAAAUUCAUCGGCUAUUCAAUUGCCCUUUGCUUUUGUUGUUUUGAACUCUCGAUCAUCAGCUAUUCCAUGUUAUUUAAUCUGGACAAAGUCUCCGGAUCGCUG
Molecule: messenger RNA, 993 nt
Organism: Mesorhabditis belari
Lineage: Eukaryota; Metazoa; Nematoda; Chromadorea; Rhabditida; Rhabditidae
Source: the annotation of a GenBank genome assembly